AUGCCGAAGCUGAAACGUUACGAGGCGAAAGAGGACGCAGUCGCGUUCGUUUGUCGCUUCAGACAAACUAUGAGCCUUCAUAACUUUUUCGGUGCUCUCAUGUGCAAGAUCUUCCCACUCACAUUGAGCGAACCAAUCAUGUUAUGGUAUCAUCAAUUGAAACCCAAGUCUAUCACUUGCUUCAACGAGCUGGAGUUGGAGUUUAGUAAACGCUUUGUAAUCAGCAACAUUCAACCGAAGACAUUAUCUAUGCUGGUGAACAUGCGAAGAACGGAAGGAGAAACCCUACGGCUUUAUACCGAGCGCUAUUGGGAGGUUUAUAAUCUUAUCCCAGAUUGUGAUCAAGGAGUUGCGGCUGAGUUGUUCAUGAACGGACUAGAUCCAGCCUCGGCGAUGUUUCGUGACCUUUCUCGUAACCCACCUAAGACAAUGGGAGAGCUCAUGACCAUAAUGGAGAAGGAUUGUGUUCACGAAGAGGCCAUGGCCGAGCGACAUGCACCAAAGGCUCCUGAACCUGCCAAAGCAACAGCUGGGCCGAAGAAGCAAGUAGUGAAUGUUCGCCGGGGGCAAGGAGGCAGUUCAAGCCAAAUGACCAACAAGCCGACCAACAAGGGUCGACCUCCGCAGCACCUCAGCCACAGUCAUGGCAACAAACGAAGAGAGAACCAUGGCCAGACGAGCACCGUCGGGAGCGGACCAGGGAUGUGUACAUAUCACAAGGAGCGCGGCCACUACACAACACAAUGCCAACCUUUCAAACGGUAUCUAGAAGAGCUCGCAGCAGCUGGGCAUCUAAAUCAGUGGAUUGACGUUCGGCGAAGUUCACUUCCUCCGCCUCCACCGAUCAUUGGCAAUCUCAUAAGCGUUAUACAAGGACUGGUUUCUGAAGAAAGGGCAGCCGAGCUUCGUUCAGAAAUUGACAGAGCCAUCACCUCUUUACCCGUUUGCAACGUCGGUAUUUCGGGAAAGCGACAACGGGAAGAUUCGAGCCUCGGCAACCCUAUUACUUUUACGUCUGACAACUUGAAAGGUGUGCAACUCCCUCAUACGGACGCCCUCGUUGUUACUGUUACUAUUGAUAGGUCAACCGUUCAGCGGGUGUUGAUAAACCAAGGAAGGUCGACGGACGUAAUGUUUUAUUCAACAUUUCAGAGCCUCGGAUUAUCUCCCGCUCAACUUCGGACAGCAUCCACUCCUCUCGUUAGUUUUACUAGGGCCCCAGUUUGGCCACUCGGCUUAAUCUCUCUCCAUGUGCGGGCUGCAUCACGGGCUCUUGACAUCGAGUUUGUGGUGGUCGCUUCUCCCAGCCCAUACAACGUAAUACUCGACCGAACCUGGCUGCACGAGAUGAAGGCAGUCGCUUCUACCUUUCACCAGGUGGUAAAAUUUGUUGGAUGGAAUGGUCGUCAGGAAAGCCUCUGA
Molecule: messenger RNA, 1422 nt
Organism: Rhododendron vialii
Lineage: Eukaryota; Viridiplantae; Streptophyta; Magnoliopsida; Ericales; Ericaceae
Exons: 2
Coding region: 1-1422 (473 amino acids)
Source: RefSeq, a predicted model, not a curated record